Molecule: messenger RNA, 741 nt
Organism: Anopheles marshallii
Lineage: Eukaryota; Metazoa; Arthropoda; Insecta; Diptera; Culicidae
Exons: 2
Coding region: 1-741 (246 amino acids)
Biological process (GO): N-glycan processing
Cellular component (GO): glucosidase II complex
Source: RefSeq, a predicted model, not a curated record
AUGCGCAAAACAUGGGUUAAACGAGAUAACAUUUACUAUAAACCGUUUUACAAGCAAAAGCUCAAACUUACCUUGAUUGGCGUAAUUGCGAUGGGCAUCCUGUUUUUUGUAUAUCAGCUUGUGUACAUCAGUCAGUUGCUACCGCUGGAAUCGAUGCCAGCGGGACAGAAAACUCGCCCGAUAAAGGCAAAUAGUAAUGAUAGUCCCAUUACUUCGCUAGAACUGGCCGGGCGAAAUGAUGCGGACCGCUCCGAGCAUGCUCAUCGGAAACCAAAUCAAGAUCAGGGAAGCGUCAUAAGAAAUGAGACGAGCAAUAACAAAUCUAACAUUUGGAACAAUACACAGUUCGCGUACAUAGAGAAAAUAGGCAAUUUUGAACGAAAAAUUUUACGCGGCAUUCGACUGAUCGACCUAGAUCACUAUAGUGAAAAACCGGGAAUGAUGAAGUUCCGGUGUUUGAGCUCACACAAAGAAAUACCUUGGGAAUGGGUGAACGAUGACUAUUGUGACUGUCCAGAUGAUGGUAGCGAUGAGCCAAGCACAAGUGCGUGUCCACAAGGUCGUUUUUACUGCCGAUUCCAGAAGCGACAUAAAACUGGUCGUGGAAAGGAUAUCUUCGUGUCUAGUGGUUGGGUAAAUGAUGGUGUUUGUGAUUGCUGUGAUGGUUCCGACGAGUGGUUGACUCGAAUGAAGCCAGGGUUAGUUUGCCCGAACCUAUGUAAAACCGACUAUUUUCGGUAA